AUGAAUCAGCAGCAGCAGAAGCAGCAGAAUAAGACCAGCGGCACCCAGCCGGUCGACAAGGUGACCAAGGCAGGUGGCAACUGUAGCAAGACGGUCGAUCCCAUCAUCAAGGUCAUACAGCGCCCGCGCCGCAUUCCCAAGAAGAGACUCGGUGACGCUUCUACUCUGGACACGGCGGAUGACGAUAAGUACGACGACGCCUGGCUCCCCGAGUACGGCGAUGGCGUGUCCACGGACAAGAUUGUUGGGGACGACUGGGUGGAGGUCAAGAAGCCGACUUCAACCCGCUAA
Colletotrichum truncatum is the source of this 291-nucleotide messenger RNA. RefSeq lists its product as uncharacterized. Lineage: Eukaryota; Fungi; Ascomycota; Sordariomycetes; Glomerellales; Glomerellaceae. The record is from RefSeq and is a predicted model, not a curated record.